AUGUUGACCAGAAUGGUUAAGGACCACAAUGCUGCACAGCAAGUAAGAAAAGAGAUGCAAGAGGAUCAAUGUAAUCAAUUUACAGAAAAACGGAAGAACGAAGCUAUUGUGGCUGCACACAAUCUCUCAGGAGCUGUUGUUAAUCAUCUCAAUUCUUCCGUUUCUCAAGCUUAUAAUAAUCAAAAACGACUGGAUAUGGAAAUAAAAAAGUUGGAGAAAAAUGCUACAGAACUUGCGCGGCAAACGGAACAGUGGAUUCAUAUCACUGACUCACUGAACCAGUCUUUGAAAGAAAUUGGAGACGUUGGAAACUGGGCGAAAACAAUAGAAACAGACAUGAAGAUUAUCUCAAGCACUUUGCAGAAAGUUUCCCAAGUAGACGAAGUAGAGUCCAUUACUAAGUAA
This is a messenger RNA of Thelazia callipaeda (thelaziosis nematode), 405 nucleotides long. The record is from the annotation of a GenBank genome assembly. NCBI's taxonomy places the organism in Eukaryota, Metazoa, Nematoda, Chromadorea, Rhabditida, Thelaziidae.